Verruconis gallopava is the source of this 928-nucleotide messenger RNA. RefSeq lists its product as uncharacterized. The transcript is spliced from 3 exons. Bases 1 to 867 code for a protein of 288 amino acids. Lineage: Eukaryota; Fungi; Ascomycota; Dothideomycetes; Venturiales; Sympoventuriaceae. The record is from RefSeq and is a predicted model, not a curated record.
AUGACGAACACGUUAAGUCUCAUUGUUAGGUACAUGUUAUUCGUGUCGGCACCGAACUUGACGACGGCAUUCGUCACUGAAUUCUUGCCUGCACCAACAUGCAUGGAUCCUCCUCUGAGCAUGUUCUUAAAUCAGGAAAAUCGUGUGUGGAUAAAUUACCCGUUCCCAGCUUCUGGCGUCACCGUUAGCGAUUGCUACCCUUCGGACAUCAUCGAGAGCUUGAACACGCCGUUUCGCUUACCUGCAACGACACCAUUGUCGUGUCCAAACUGGUACACUACUGCCACGCGAUAUACCGGCAAUUAUGCGGUAUGUUGUCCCUUAUCAUACACCCUCGCUCUAGCUCCAACAGGUGCUCCUGCAUCACGCCCUGCUCUGAGCGCUACUUGCUUCUCUAAUUUGCCGAGUCCAACGACCGUCAUCGCAUGGGAUAACGUGACCAUCACAUCAACACAAGGCUACAAUGAUCCUACAGCACAGGCUUUUGCUCUUGCCUUGGACGGGUUCAUAGCCAAUCCUACAGCGCAACAAACCACCCAAUCAUCGUCAAACAAUGCGGAAAUAACACAGCCAGCAAUCACAGCCUCAGAAAAACCAGACAGAUUAUUAUCUGGUGCUGCUGUCGCUGGAGUUGCAGCUGGAGGAAGUGUUGGACUUUUCACGGUGGUCAGCGCGAUAGUAUUCUUCGCAAUACGUUAUCAAAGGAAAGCAGAUCAUAUCGCCCAGCAACGGAGGCUUGCGGAAGCACAGGAGCUAGAUGAUGAAGGAAGAUACUGGAAGAAUGUUCUGGUGAAAAAUGUCACCCACACGAGGCUGGAGUUACCAGCAGAGAGGACGACCCGUUCGUUACCACCGGACAGACUAUGAUAUCGUCCACGCUUCAAGAUGAGAAAAAAAAAUCCGAACUCAGAUUAAAAUUGAUGUACGG